Hevea brasiliensis (rubber tree) is the source of this 3356-nucleotide messenger RNA. RefSeq names its product transcription factor LHW. The transcript has 10 exons. Gene Ontology annotation, molecular function: protein dimerization activity; DNA-binding transcription factor activity. The record is from RefSeq and is a predicted model, not a curated record. Bases 250 to 2847 code for a protein of 865 amino acids. Gene Ontology annotation, biological process: regulation of DNA-templated transcription. Lineage: Eukaryota; Viridiplantae; Streptophyta; Magnoliopsida; Malpighiales; Euphorbiaceae.
AUAUUAGCAUGGACGACCACUCUCUGUUUCCAUAUAUUCUCUUUCAAGAAAACAUUCUGUUUUGCAAGAACACCUUUCUUUGGUGCUCCUGAGUUGAAACCCUUCAAAGUGCUUGCUUCUUUCUCAGUUUUGUUUCAGUGUUUUUUUUGCCAGAAGGCAUUUUACUUUGAGACAACAUUUGAGCUGGUUCACUCAGACUGGGAAAUGGGGUGCUGAGUGAUGAGCUUGGGAUCGUGAAGUGAAACUCAAAUGGGUUCGGUGUUGAAGGACACGCUUAAGGGUAUUUGUUGCAGUAAUGGGUGGUCUUAUGGGGUUUUUUGGCGCUUUGAUCAAAGAAAUUCCAUGUUGUUGACUAUUGAAGAUGCACACUGUGAAGAAGAAAUGGAGGCGGUAGUUAACAAUAUGCUUCUACAGGUCCACAUGAUAGGCGAAGGAAUUGUUGGCCAAGCUGCCAUGUCUGGGAAGUGCCAAUGGAUUUUCUCAGAUAACAGCAAUGGAGGACGGAAUUCUGCUGGUUCUUCUGGAAUUAAAGAUAUACACGAGGAUGAUUCUGAGGUUAAUUGCCAAUUUUCCUCUGGACUAAAGACAAUUGCUGUAAUUCCUGUGCAAUCACAAGGAGUGAUACAAUUUGGAUCAACCCAGAAGAUUUUGGAGACGCCAGAAUUUAUAAUUCGAAUAAAAAGAUUGUUCAAUGAGGUGGGAAAUAUUAAUGGUCUCACAUCACCAGAAAACCCAACUUCAUCUUUGAACUAUGAAAAUUGCGAUCUAAAUGAGUGGUUUACUUCUUUCUGCAAUGGUAAUAUCACACCCAUGCAUGGUGGCAGCUGCGAUGAACUGAUGGAAAUAGCUCAUACUGCCUCAAUAAAUCUUACUCAGUCCUCUGGUCCCACUUCAGAUUUUCAACAAGAGAAGAUGAACCCAUUAUGUUUGGACUCAUCUAAUCUUAGUAGUCAAUUGCAGACUGUUGGCACCGAAGCUCAAAUGAUAUUAUCCAGCAAUCCUGAUACUCAGUUCCAGCAUUUGUCUUCACAAUAUGCCUUUUCUGUUGAGAAGUCAGCUGCAAAAACCCCUUGCAUUAGUACUUGGAGUAGUGAAGGUUCUAUAUUGACUUCACUAGAGUCACAGUUACCAUCUGAAAUGAGAGUCCAGGAUUCUCUAAAUGUUUCUUCUAGAAAAGAAAAUGUUCCGGUGUUCUGUGGGUAUUCAAAGCAGGAUUUUCAAAGGGACUCGACUGUUAGUUCAUUGUAUAGCAGUGGGGGAUUGAUUAAUGUAGAAAAAACUAUUCAACAAAAUUCUGCAAGAUCAAUGAGCAACUGUCAUUCUGCUUCAUCAUAUCAUGCUAAAAAAGGUGGAUCUCUGGAAAGAGAAACUAGCCUACAGAAAUUUGCAGAAGAGUUUAAGCUAGAUGAUUUUGCAACAAAUCUCUCUAACUGCUUUGCAGUGGAUAAUCUUUUUGAGUGGUUUUUGUCUCCAUCAGGGCACGACAUCACAAUGAAUGAAAAUCUCUUACAAUCAGCAGGAAUUACUUCAGUGUCAUCCAGUUUGGUUGGAGAUGUUUUACUUGACAUUCCAUUCACACAACCAACUAAUUCAGUGCAAAGUUCCAUCACUGAUGCAUUUAUUUGUGAUGGACAACAGAAACCUGUAUUUCUGAAUGAUGCUGGCGCUGAUAUGUUUAAUGGUUUGGGACUAGAAUAUGGGUGUGGACAAUCUGGGGAUUGCCAAGAAAAUGCAAUAAAGCUUGUUGUGAGUAGUGGUCACUUAGCUGUUAGUACUGGUGUUUCAGAAUGCGUCUCAGAGUUGGAUGUUAAUCCUGGAGUUGGCCACCGAAAAGGAUUAUUCUCCGAAUUAGGUCUUGAAGAGCUUAUAAGUGGAGGUCAUAAUUCUAAUUGCAUUACCAACUCUAGAAGUGACGAUCAGCUUUCCACUGCCAAGAGAAGAAGAUUGGAAACUUCAUCUUUCAAUCAUGUUCAGUUAGGAAGCGUUUCUUGCUCUGUUGGCAGCAUGGCUAUGCAGCCUACAUAUUGUAAGGGCACGACAAACAAUCUUCUUUCAAAAAAAGAGGUGUCCCCAAAAUCACAGACAGGCUUAUGGAUUGAUGAUAGCUAUAGCAUCAACAAUGGAGGUGCUAUUCUAGCAAAAUCUAAGAAGCUUGAGGAGCCUACAAAGGCAACCAAGAAACGAGCCAGACCUGGGGAAAGUAUUAGACCAAGGCCAAAAGACCGUCAACAGAUCCAGGACCGCAUCAAAGAGUUGAAAGGAAUCAUCCCUGAUGGUGGAAAGUGUAGCAUUGAUGCAUUGUUGGAUCGUACCAUCAAGUACAUGCUUUUCUUGCAAGGUGUGACAAAAUAUGCAGACAAGCUUAAACAAGCUGAUGAGCCAAAGCUCAUUGGUGAGGAGAAUAAAAUGGUUUUGAAAGACAACAGCACAAGUGGUGGUGGUGCCACAUGGGCACUGGAAGUGGGAGAUCAAUCAAUGGUUUGCCCUAUUAUAGUCGAAGAUCUCAGUACACCUGGCCUGAUGCUUAUUGAGAUGCUUUGUGAGGAUCGAGGAUUCUUUCUUGAGAUAGCUGAUGUAAUUAGGGGAUUUGGAUUGAAUAUAUUGAAGGGACUGAUGGAAACUCGAGAGGAUAAGAUAUGGGCACACUUCAUUGUUGAGGCAAACACGCACAUAACGAGGAUAGACAUAUUAUGGUCUCUUGUCCAGCUUCUACAACUAACAUCCAUAAGUGGUAUGGACUCAACAAAUCAACCUAGUAAUGUUAUGAAUGGCAAGGUUGCUCUUUUAAACAACUGCCAGCAACCUGCAUUGCCAUGUCCUAUCAACUUGGCUGAGACACUGCAAUGAUUGAUCUCAUAAAUAAGGAUUUCUAGAACACUUAUUCACACAUUUUGAAGUACUGCUGUGAUUAGUGUCCUGCUUGAAAAACCUGAGAAUGAAGUGGGAAAGGAGGUAGUGUCCAAUCCUUUCAACGACCUUGGAAGUGGAAAAGAAAUGUGAAUACCUUUGAUAGAUGGUAAAUACUUUUGAAGGAAUGGCAAGUGAUCUUUUACUCUUUACAUUUUACCAAAAGAUACAAAUGGAGCAUACCCUGUGCAAGACAUGAUGAGUGCCCUUGUGCUUGAUCGGUGAUCCUGAUGAGUUUAAUUAGUGGAUUUAUCUCAUUUGCAUUAUGACUGAAACAAAAACUAGGGAAGUAGAUAUGUUUGUGCUUUUAGUUCUUAAGCUUGCUCCUGCCAUAACCUGUUUAUAGUAUGAAGUUUAUAAAUUAGUUGGUUGUAGGCUAACCGCUUAUUUGUUUGUGGCCAUCUGCUGUUGUUUCACUAGUAUAAUAAUACAAAAUUGCUCUCCCUGUC